Arachis stenosperma is the source of this 1149-nucleotide messenger RNA. RefSeq lists its product as uncharacterized. The record is from RefSeq and is a predicted model, not a curated record. The coding region runs from base 1 to 1149 and encodes 382 amino acids. NCBI's taxonomy places the organism in Eukaryota, Viridiplantae, Streptophyta, Magnoliopsida, Fabales, Fabaceae. The transcript has 2 exons.
AUGGCCGAUGAGUUGACUUACUUCUCUGAGGAAGACGAGAUUGAGGAUGAUAGCGGAGAGGAAGCAGAAGUUGUUCCAAAAAUCCAACCGCUUGAGGGCGAUAGGGUUAUCCUAACUCGUGUCGAACCGAUAAAUGUGGCAAGGGUUGGAGGUCUUUCCAGCAGCACCCCCGACCACUACCUGCACCUGAGUCUUGGUCCAAUGAACUCGACAACUGCGGAGGACAUACCAAGUAACUAUGGUUUGACCGGUGAAAUGAAGCUAGAGCUUGGCUUGAAAUUCCUGAAUAAAGAAGCAGCAAUGCUUGCUAUUAAGAACUACAACAUCUAUCGAAGUGUAGAAUUCAAAGUAGUGGAGUCAAAUCAUACUCGGUACAUAUGUCGAUGUAAACUUUUUGGUGACCAAUGUUGUUGGAUGGUCAGGGUUGCGAAGACGAGGGCGUCCAGAUUUUGGGAAGUUCGAAAAUACCAGGGGCCUCACAACUGUUUGGCGUCUACGACGUUGCAAGAUCAUGCUCAACUUGAUUCAAAUGUCAUAUGUCAGCAUAUAUUCCCCAUGGUUCAGGCAGACGCGACCAUUUGCAUAAAGGUGUUGCAGGGAUCUGUGGAGUCGGCGUACGGAUACAAGGUGUCUUACAAGAAGGUUUGGCUAGCGAAGCAAAAGGCAAUAGCCAUAAUCUAUGGAGACUGGGAUGAUUCAUAUAACCAGCUACAGAGAUAUUUCAACGCGUUACAAACUUUCAUUCCAGGUACAAUUGUCGACCUUCAAACUCGACCAUACUACGUCGGCAACACGCUCGACUGCGACAGUGUCAUGUUUCAUCUAGUAUUCUGGUCAUCCCCAUUGUGUGUCGAGGCAUUCAAGCACUGCAAGCCCCUGGUCUCGGUUGACGGAACACACCUGUAUGGUAAGUACACGGAAACCUUGUUGAUGGGAAUAGCACAGGACGAAAACAACAACAUACUUCCGAUAGCUUUCGCGCUUUUGGAAAGGGAGAACACAGAUGCGUGGUACUUCUUUCUGACUAACUUAAGGAGACAUGUGGCUACUCAACCGGGAGUUCUACUGAUCUCUGACAGGCAUGCAUCUAUAAAGUCUGCGCUCGAGCGAAAUGGUUGUGGAUGUGAACACAAUGUUUACUAUGUCUGA